GAGACCAUCUUCACUGUGUUCAAAGCUCUUCAUCAGUGGAACACUACAAGAAUUACAGUGAUUUUUUCGCCAAAAAGAUCCUCUCAAACGUGUUUUCUCUUUCCACGAGCCCCGCGAGUCACUUCCGUUUUCAACCUCUACGAGGCGCUAACGUUCGGCUCUGCAGUCCAACGCUGUCGAUCGCCGAGUCAUGAUCAGUGUUGUUUAACAUGCACGCUAGAAGGACAACAACUCUAACAGCAUGAGCACACACAACGUUAACCUGUUGCAGCAAUGACAGACGCCUGGAGUCACGGUGUAUUUCAGCCAACGUUUAUAUUAAAGCUGUGUGUCGACGACAAAGCUAGCUAAUAGUGUUUGGUGGACUUGCUAGCUUCUGUCAAGUCACCUCUGUUACUGACAAGUGGAGCGCCUGCCUCGUUUGGUUACCUGUGAAAUUGUCGGCAACUGCUUGGAAAAUAAGCCAUGGUGUUUAUGCAGAGCUACUGCGAAGCCAAUUCCUCCAUCUCCCACACCUGGGUUGAUGAAGGAAUCUCCCCCUGCUUCUACUUCACGCUGGUCCCCACCAUCCUUCUCACAAUCGCCUUCUUCCUUGGCACAAUCCACUGCAUAUUCUACAGGAAAUAUGGCACAGCAAUGGAACCCAAGUUCAUCCCACGCUCACGCCUUUACGGUCUCCAGCAGGCCAUCUCUGUCCUUCUCCUUGUCCAGUUUCUGGGUGGGAUGGUGUGGCGGGCUGCCAGCGGAGGAGAGCUCCCAGGCUAUGUGGUGCUGUAUGGCUGCUUUUCUGCGAUUGGCUGGGCCUGGGCUAUAGCCCUGCUUAAGGUGGAGAGACGUAGGGUUCUGGUGAUGGACCGCACGAGGGGCCACAGCGCGGCCCUGCUGCUGUUCUGGGCUGUGGCUUUUUCAGCUGAGAACUUGGCCUUCAUCUCCUGGUACAGUCCUCACUGGUGGUGGGGCCUGGAGAACAAUCAACAGCAGGUGCAGUUUGCUUUGUGGCUGAUACGCUACACUGGCACAGGGCUGCUCUUCUUCAUCGGUCUCAAAGCUCCAGGGUUGCCCCGGAGACCAUACAUGUUACUGAUAAACGAAGAUGAGCGGGAUGUGGAGAACAGUGGACAGAGUCUCUUGGGCAGAACAGAAGAGAACCAGUCUACCUGGCAAGGUUUCAGGAUGAAAGUCUGUAUGCUUGUUCCCUACAUGUGGCCCCGGGGCAACAGCUUACUCCAGCUACUGGUCCUCUUCUGUUUGGCACUGCUUGGAGCCGAGAGGGCUAUUAAUGUCUUUGUACCAAUUUACUACAAGAAUAUUGUGAAUGAAUUGACUGACGGCAGCAGCUGGAACACUCUGGCUACUACAGUGUGUAUUUAUGUCCUGCUCAAGUUCAUGCAGGGCGGCGGGGCAGGUGCCUCGGGGUUCGUGAGCAACAUGCGCUCUUUCCUGUGGAUCCGGGUGCAGCAGUACACCAACCGUGUGGUUCAGGUGCGUCUCUUCUCACACCUGCACUCCCUGUCCCUGCGCUGGCACCUGGGCCGCAAAACCGGCGACGUUCUGAGAAGCAUCGACCGCGGCACCUCCUCCAUUAACAGCCUGCUCAGCUACAUCGUGUUCAGCAUCUUCCCAACCAUCGCUGAUAUUGUCAUUUCCAUCAUCUACUUCAUCACUUAUUUCAAUGCCUGGUUUGGCCUUAUUGUCUUCGUGUGUAUGGCCCUGUACCUCACUCUGACCAUCAUCAUCACCGAAUGGAGAACCAAGUACAGACGAGACAUGAAUCAGCAGGACAACAACGCUAAGUCCAAGGCCGUGGACUCCUUGUUGAACUUUGAGACGGUAAAAUACUACAAUGCAGAGAACUAUGAGGUCAGCCGGUUUGAGGAUGCCAUCUUAAAAUAUCAGGUGUCAGAGUGGAAGACCCAGGCAUCCCUGGCCUUCCUCAACCAAACACAGAACCUAAUCAUCGGGUCAGGCCUGCUGGCCGGCUCUCUGCUCUGCGCCUACUUUGUGACUGAAGGAAAGUUUCAGGUUGGAGAUUUUGUUCUGUUUGGCACCUACAUCAUUCAACUGUACACCCCCCUCAACUGGUUUGGAACCUACUACAGAAUGAUCCAGAAUUCUUUCAUUGACAUGGAAAGCAUGUUCAAACUCUUUCAAGAAGAAGAAGAGGUGAAAGAUGAAGUAAACGCUGGGAAUCUGAUCUACAAACAGGGAAAAAUGGAGUUCAAGAACGUUUAUUUCAGCUACACAAAUGGGAAGGAGAUUCUCAGGGACGUUUCCUUCACUGUACUUCCAGGACAGACAGUCGCCCUGGUGGGACCAUCAGGCUCCGGGAAGAGCACCAUUAUUCGACUCAUAUUCCGUUUCUAUGAUGUUCAGGGAGGCUGUAUUACCAUCGAUGACCAGGACAUAUCAAAAGUGAAGCAGAUGUCUCUGCGAGCACAUAUCGGCGUGGUUCCCCAGGAUACCGUGCUCUUUAACGACACCAUCCAGAACAACAUUCGCUACGGCCGCAUCUCGGCUAGUGACCAGGAAGUGGAGGAGGCUGCCAUAGCUGCUGAUGUCCAUGAAAAAAUCAUGACCUUCCCUGAAGCUUAUGAAACGCAGGUGGGUGAAAGAGGUCUGAAGCUGAGCGGAGGAGAAAAACAAAGGGUGGCUAUCGCUAGAACUAUCCUGAAAGCGCCACAGAUCAUCCUGCUGGAUGAGGCUACAUCUGCACUAGACACCCAGACUGAACGCAACAUCCAGGCCUCGCUGGCCAAAGUCUGUGCCAAUCGUACAACGGUUGUUGUAGCUCACAGGUUGUCAACCAUAAUCGGAGCAGACCAGAUUCUGGUUAUCAGUGAUGGCAGGAUUGCUGAGCGAGGACGACAUGAGGAACUUUUGCUCAAGGGAGGCUUGUAUGCAGACAUGUGGAUGAAGCAACAGCAGGCCCAGGACUCAGACUCCUCAUCAGAGUCGGAAUCCAAAGACCGUAAAUCUGAGAAACUGCAGCCACCGUCAUCCUCCUCAGGGCACCACAGCCACUAAAUGUUUUUUUUUUUUCUCUCUCUCUCCCUCCGUUUUAAAAGAAGAACAAUAUGUUUUGAUUUUCCUCUUGUUUGUG
This is a messenger RNA of Scatophagus argus, 3100 nucleotides long. It is a transcript of the gene abcb6a, whose product is annotated as ATP-binding cassette, sub-family B (MDR/TAP), member 6a. Gene Ontology annotation, molecular function: ATP hydrolysis activity; heme binding; ABC-type heme transporter activity. Gene Ontology annotation, biological process: heme transport; transmembrane transport. The transcript has 20 exons. The coding region runs from base 466 to 3024 and encodes 852 amino acids. NCBI's taxonomy places the organism in Eukaryota, Metazoa, Chordata, Actinopteri, Scatophagidae. The record is from RefSeq and is a predicted model, not a curated record. Gene Ontology annotation, cellular component: membrane.